GUAUAGUUCCUUGUCGUGUUUAUAUAUGAAUGUUCUGAAACUUAUCUCUCACUGUUCUUCAACAUUCGGUUAAGAUGAAAGUGUAUUUGGUAUUUUUAGUCUUAGUCAGUGGAUUAUCUGCGAGACUUAUAUCUGAAGAUGAUUUGACCGGUCUGUUUAAGAAAAUCAUAAAAAACCAGGCCUCGGAAAAUGAUUUAAGUAUGUUAAACGAUGUUUUUCAUAUUUAUAGACCAACGUACCUGAUGAAAACACAGGAAACUCAUACUAGAACAACCCUGACCUGCCUACUAUGUCGCAGUAUAUUUUCAGCAUUCAUAGACAUGGUUGAAGAAAACCAAUCCGAGCAGAAUCUUAUAAACACCAUAACCACAUUAUGCUCCACUCUGGGAGUUCUUAGCCCGAAAUCAUGCAGUGGUCUUAUCGAUUUGAAUUUGCCUAUAAUAAUUUAUAUAAUAAAAAAUACUCCAGGCGUAGCCUCAAGAACUUUUUGUGGAUUACUGUUUCAAACUGCCAAUAAUCCGAACUCUUGUGUUUACAAUGAUCCGAGAUUUGAGUGGUCUGUUGAUUUACCAGAACCUUCAGAAUUUAUGGAGACCGAGUCUCGCCAAUCGAACUCGAAGCCACUGAAAAUUGCUUUAAUUUCGGAUGCGCACAUAGAUCCGUUUUACGAACCAAAUGGAGUCGCAGACUGCGAUGAACCGACUUGUUGUAGGAAGGAACAAACUCCAAGGAGAUUAACCUUCAAUUAUGACUUACUAGAGACUCAUGUAGACAAAAGUCUGUCAAAUACAGGUGAUACAUACAUGCUGAAUCUAGACGCAGCUACGGGUAUUAAAAGUGUAAAUAUUGUGUCAAGAAAUAACAACACUUCACCGCCCGCCGGUUAUUGGGGAGAUUAUAGGAAUUGCGACACCCCUCUAUGGGCGUACGACGAUGUUAUUGAAAGAAUAGCUUCCGCACAUAAGGAUAUAGAUGUAGUUUAUUAUAUAGGUGAUAAUAUUGAUCAUCACGUAUGGGAGACGACAUUUGAAAUGAUAAAUGGUAUGAACCAAUAUGUUAUUGAUAAAAUGAGAAAAGAAUUUGGGGACAAUGUGUUGAUUGUACCGUGUAUAGGAAACCACGAAUCUCAACCAACAAACCAAUUUGCUCCGAGUUCGAUCAAAGGGGAUAAACUCAAUACGACUUGGCUUUACGAGGCCUUGGUUAAAAAAUGGGACUACUACUUAACAGAGGAAGCCAAGAUAACUAUUUUGGAAAAAGGAGCGUUUACGAGACUCAUUAAACCAGGAUUAAGAGUGAUUUCCAUAAACAGUAACAUUGCAUAUAGAAGCAAUUGGUGGCUGGUGUAUGAUCCAUUGGAAGCAAAGAGACAUUUAGAAUGGUUAGUAUCCGAACUAUACAAAGCAGAAAUCGCCGGAGAGAAGGUUCACAUACUGUCUCACAUUCCGCCAGGAGUACAUGACCUCAUUUACACUUGGACAAGGGAAUAUAAUAGAAUUAUUAAUAGAUUUAAAAAAACGAUAACUGCUGAAUUCAAUGGUCAUUUGCAUUCUGAUGAAUUCAAAAUAUUCUAUAACGGCUCGGAUCCUGUCGCGAUGGCUUGGGGCGUAGGAAGUUCCACAUCUUACUCGGAUUACAACGUAAAUUACAAAAUCGCCACCAUAGAUAACAAUACAUUUGAACCAUUGAACAUAGUCAACUACAUAUACAAUCUUACGGAAGCAAAUCUUACACCGAAUAGACGUCCUCAUUGGUUCCAACUAUAUGACGUCAGAGGCACCUUUGGAAUACCAGAUCUAUCGCCGGCAUCAUUAGACAACCUAGUAUACCGAAUGGUCACCAAUCAAACUCAAUAUUUGGAUCUAUAUGCCGCCUUCUACUCAAAACUAAGCGACACAAGAUGGCCGAAUUGCAAUGACAAUUGCAAAAUUGACAACCUCUGUAAAACCGUUGUCACCGUGCUAUGGGAGCGUUCGAAAUGCGAAGAAUUACGUUCGUUAUAUUUUUCAUCGAAAUUAUAA
Messenger RNA from Danaus plexippus (monarch butterfly), 2021 nucleotides. RefSeq names its product sphingomyelin phosphodiesterase-like. The record is from RefSeq and is a predicted model, not a curated record. Gene Ontology annotation, cellular component: lysosome. The transcript has 10 exons. Bases 75 to 2021 code for a protein of 648 amino acids. Lineage: Eukaryota; Metazoa; Arthropoda; Insecta; Lepidoptera; Nymphalidae. Gene Ontology annotation, biological process: ceramide biosynthetic process; sphingomyelin catabolic process. Gene Ontology annotation, molecular function: acid sphingomyelin phosphodiesterase activity.